AUGCAGUUCAUGAAGAAAAAAGACUGGCUCAUUUCAGCACUCUUUACUUUCACAUUUCCUAUUUUCAUCUCACACCUAUAUUGCGCUGUAUUUCCGUUAAAUGUCGAUGACACUGUACAUGGCUUUGUAAAUGAAAGCUUUUUACAAGUCUACGACACAUUUCGUGAGAACUUUGCUUAUGGUUAUGAAAGAGAUGGAGCCUCAGUAGCUGUAUAUCACAAAAGUCAAUUGGUUGUACAUUUAUGGGGAGGAUGGGCUGAUCGAGAAAAGAAAACCCCUUGGUUACCAUCGACAAGAGCCGCUUAUUUUUCGGCGACAAAGGCAAUUGCUUCGCUUUGCAUGGCGCUACUUGUGGAUAAAGGAAAGAUUGAAUAUGACGAUCUUGUCACAAAACAUUGGCCUGAAUAUGGGCAAUUUGGCAAAAAUCGAACAACUAUAGAAGAUAUUUUGACGCAUAAGGCUGGUUUGCCGUAUCUGGAAGAAGCCAUAUUACUUGAACAUGUUGACGAUUCAUUGAUUUGGAUGAAGAUGUUUGAGAAAGCAAAACCUUUAUGGGAACCUGGAACUGCUUCAGGUUACCAUCCAGUAACUUUUGGUUUCCUUGUGGAUGGAAUUCUGCGAAAAGUUGAUGGGCGAAGUUUGCAGAUAUUCUUUCAUGAGGAAAUCGCUCAACCCUAUGGUUUGAACCUCCGAAUUGGGAAUGUUUUGUCAGAAGCUCACCAUGUUGCUAAAAUCACACAACCAAGCCUUUCGGAAUAUUUUGAAACCGUUGUAAAGGAUCCACGAAUCUUGUUUAUGUUGUCUUUUCUUUUUUUGCGGCCAUUUGAUGAUAUAAUUCAUCGCAUUCAAAGCAACCCUAGUUGGCUAAUCAUGGACACGCAAACUGUUGCUUUAAAUGAUCCACACAUUCUCAAAUUGAAUCUCCCAGCAGUGACAGGAGUGGGAACUGCUGACUCGUUUGCUCGAUUGUUCAGUUUGGCCAUCGAUGGAACACUUUUGUCAAACGAGACCUUAACACAUUUGAAAGAGCCUACACUUAAUAGCUGGCACUUUGAGCGAACAGUUGUUUGGCCAGUCUUGAAAGGAAGAGGAUUUUUCUAUGAGCCCCAUCCAUUCAUUAAAGAUGCCUAUUUGUUUGGACACCCAGGCUAUGGGGGUCAGCAGAUAAUCGUGGAUCUUCAUACACAGACCACGAUGGUUUACGUGAGCAAUGGACUAAAGACAGGGUCCGGAGAAUUAUGCAAAACAUACAUGAGACUUUUCAAAGCAACUUAUAGAAGUCUUUCUCAAAAGGGAUCGAUC
This is a messenger RNA of Mesorhabditis belari, 1302 nucleotides long. Lineage: Eukaryota; Metazoa; Nematoda; Chromadorea; Rhabditida; Rhabditidae. The record is from the annotation of a GenBank genome assembly.